Pelodiscus sinensis (Chinese soft-shelled turtle) is the source of this 1121-nucleotide messenger RNA. It is a transcript of the gene GNAT3, whose product is annotated as G protein subunit alpha transducin 3. Gene Ontology annotation, cellular component: heterotrimeric G-protein complex; cytoplasm. Gene Ontology annotation, molecular function: GTPase activity; G-protein beta/gamma-subunit complex binding; G protein-coupled receptor binding. The record is from RefSeq and is a predicted model, not a curated record. NCBI's taxonomy places the organism in Eukaryota, Metazoa, Chordata, Testudines, Trionychidae. Gene Ontology annotation, biological process: adenylate cyclase-modulating G protein-coupled receptor signaling pathway; sensory perception of sweet taste; phototransduction, visible light.
AUGGGUAGUGGUGUCAGUUCAGAGAGUAAGGAGUCUGCGAGAAGAUCUAAAGAACUAGAAAAGAAACUCCAGGAAGAUGCAGAGCGGGAUGCCAGGACAGUCAAAUUGCUCUUGUUGGGUGCUGGAGAAUCAGGAAAGAGCACUAUUGUGAAGCAAAUGAAGAUCAUCCAUAAACAAGGCUUCACAGAUCAGGAAUACAUGGAAUUCAAAUCGGUCAUUUACAGUAACGUGUUGCAAUCCAUCCUGGCUAUCGUGAAGGCAAUGUCAACAUUAGGGAUUGAUUUUAAAAACCCAGCCAGUAAAGAGGAUGAAAGUCAACUGUACACUAUGGCAAAUACUACAGAGGAUGGCACCAUGACUCCUGAAUUGGCUGAAAUCAUAAAACGACUGUGGCAAGACCCAGGGAUCCGGACCUGCUGUGAAAGGGCAGCAGAAUAUCAGCUCAACGACUCAGCAGUUUACUAUCUCAAUGAUCUGUCCAGGCUGACAGCUCCUGGAUAUAUUCCUAAUGAACAAGAUAUUUUGCGCUCACGAGUGAAAACAAGUGGAAUUAUUGAGACUCAGUUUUCCUUCAAGGAUUUGAACUUCAGAAUGUUUGAUGUGGGUGGACAACGAUCAGAGAGAAAGAAGUGGAUUCACUGCUUUGAAGGAGUUACUUGCAUCAUAUUUUGUGCUGCACUCAGUGCGUAUGACAUGGUCCUGGUGGAAGACGAAGAAGUGAACAGAAUGCAUGAAAGCCUUCAGCUCUUCAAUAGUAUCUGUAACCACAAAUACUUUGCUACCACCUCCAUUGUGCUGUUUCUAAAUAAAAAGGAUCUCUUCCAAGAAAAACUAACAAAGGUUCAUCUCAGCGUCUGCUUUCCAGAAUACAAUGGACUAAACACAUUUGAAGAUGCAGGAAAUUACAUCAAGCAGCAGUUUCUAGACUUGAAUUUAAGGAAGGAAGACAAGGAGAUAUAUUCUCAUAUGACCUGCGCCACAGACACCCAAAACAUCAAGUUUGUUUUCAAUGCAGUAACAGACAUAAUAAUCAAAGAAAACCUGAAAGACUGUGGGCUCUUCUAAUAUCUGUUCCCUGAACCGGAAUCCUUUCUUUCUUCCUCUGCCUCUCUCUUUUUUUC